GUGGCUUGCGUGGCUGCUGAUGGAAUUCCAAGUUUUGUAACUGCUGGCAAAUGUGCGUCAGUAGCAAACCAGGACAACUUCGACCUCCGUAGGUACGCUGGUCGUUGGUAUCAAACCCACAUCAUAGAAAACGCUUACCAGCCGCCAACUCGAUGCAUAAACUCCAACUAUGAAUAUUCCGGGAAUGACUAUGGCUUCAAGGUGACCACCGCUGGCUUCAACCCAAAUGACGAAUACGUCAAGAUAGACUUUAAGGUCUACCCCACUAAGGAGUUCCCAGCCGCUCACAUGCUCAUUGAUGCUCCCUCAGUGUUCGCUGCCCCCUACGAGGUGAUCGAGACAGACUACGAUACCUACUCCUGCGUCUACUCAUGUAUCACCACCGAUAACUACAAAUCUGAGUUCGCCUUCGUGUUCUCCCGGACACCCCAGACCUCAGGACCCGCCGUAGAGAAGUGUGCUGCUGUCUUCAAUAAGAACGGUGUUGAGUUCUCCAAGUUUGUACCUGUUCCACACACGGCUGAGUGUGUCUACAGAGCUUAAGACAUUAAACUACAUAGAUUAAUGUGUGACUAUUCCAUAGCCAAUGGUGUCUGAGUGGAAAUUACAGAUAGUUUCCAAGUAUAAUAUUACUCGAGAUGACUAAAGAGACCAUUUGCACCGAGUUGAAAAUUAUAGUUCUCAGUUCCCGACAAAGUACUUCUACUGAAGGCUUUAACAUAAAUGUAAUUAUGUAUAAAUAUAAAACUAGACCUAAUCGUGUGUUAAAUAAUGUAUGUAUGAAAAUCUCUAUUAAUUAAACUUGGAAGUGAAA
Homarus americanus (American lobster) is the source of this 814-nucleotide messenger RNA. RefSeq names its product crustacyanin-A2 subunit-like. The record is from RefSeq and is a predicted model, not a curated record. Lineage: Eukaryota; Metazoa; Arthropoda; Malacostraca; Decapoda; Nephropidae. Gene Ontology annotation, molecular function: pigment binding.